Messenger RNA from Phaedon cochleariae (mustard beetle), 759 nucleotides. Lineage: Eukaryota; Metazoa; Arthropoda; Insecta; Coleoptera; Chrysomelidae. The record is from the annotation of a GenBank genome assembly.
AUGAAGUUCUCCACGGCGAUGUUGAGGUGGGGGUACAUGGUCUGCAGCCACUCGGCCAGGUCCUCCUUCAUGGCGUACAGGUACUCCUCGCUGGACCGGAAGGGCCUGAAAGGCCGCGCCUCCAACAGGACCGAACUCAUCGUGAGGAUCGUUUGGGAGUAUAACUUCAGGUUCAAACUUCAAGAUCAACAUUCAAGUUCAACCUCCGAGAUCAAACUUCAAGUUCAAACUCCAAAAUCAAACUUCAAGUUGAAACUUCAGAAUCAACCUUCAAGUUCAAAUUGCAAGUUCAAACUUCGAGUAGAAACUUCAAGUCAAAUCUUCAAGUUCAACCUCAAAGUUAAACCUUCAAGUACAACCUUCAAGUUCAACCUCCAAGUCCAACAUCAAGUUCAAUUUUCAAGUUCAACCUACAAGUUCAACGUUCGAGUUCAAACUUCGAGUUCAACCUUCAUAUUCAACCUUCAAGUUGAACCUGCAAGUACUACCUUCAAGUUCAACCUUCAGGUUCAACCCCCAAAUUCUAACUUCGAGUUGAACCUUCAAGUUGAACCUCCGAGUACAACCUUCAAGUUCAACCUUCAAGUUCAACCUUCAAGUUCAAACCUCAAGUUCAACCCUCAAGUUCAACCUACAAGUUCAACGUUCAAGUUCAAACUUCAAGUUCAACCUUCAUAUUCAACCUUCAAGUUCAACCUUCAAGUUCAACCUUCAAGUUCAACCUUCGAGUUCAAAAUUCAAGUUCAAACUCCAAGUUGA